UCAGCAUGUAUAAAAUGUUUCAAGAAAAAUCCGAAUUCAAAUCUGAGUCUUUUAAUCGCAAAAAACUUGUGUAUUUUGCAUUACAGUAUUUUGUGCCCUUUCAAUUUUACACACUUAACAUGUUGUAGGACUCAUGAUGAGAUGCGCAUGCUUUACUGCUUGUACACUUUGGACUCUUUGGGCGUGCGAAGCCAAUGAAGUUUGAUAAUCUUCAGACGAAUUACACAUUGAGCUCAGAAGAAGCAUCAGCCUCCACAGUAUGCCACAAAGGCGAGCAUCAAGAAAACAAGUCAAAGAUGAAGAGUAGAGCGAAAAGAUCACUUGUGCUGCUGAUCGUCUGCUUGGCCGCUUUUCUUGCUCUCGGGCAGUGUCAGUGCCAAGCAGGCUGGCGAGAAAACGACCACAAAUGUUACUACUUCUCCGCUGACACAAAGACGUGGUGGGAGGCUAACACCUUCUGUUUAUCACAAAAUAGCAACUUGAUGAGCAUUCAGGACAUCCACGAGAGGUUGUGGGUGAGGACGCAAAUCGGCACGGAGAUCUUCUGGAUCGGCCUGACAGACGGAAUCACCGAGGGCGUGUGGGAGUGGACGGAUGGGAGUCCUUUCAUACAAUACAUAUCGUACUGGGUUCAAGGUCAGCCUGACAACUGGGGUGACGAGCCGGGUGAGGAUUGUGGUCAGGUGGUGGGCGGCAGCUCGGGUCGCUGGAAUGAUGAGCACUGUGACAUCAAGAGGAAAUACAUUUGCAAGCAUGCCAACUCCAAUCCGGGGCCACAGUGUGAUCUGAGCAAUGGGUGGGACCGGUACAGCUCCAACUGCUACAAGGUGAAAUCGGAAACCGCCAAGAGCUGGUCGGCGGCACGUCACGACUGCAUCGUGGAGGGCGGCGACCUCGUCUCCAUCACCUCAGAGCGGGAAGAGCUGUACGUGACCGGGAUGCUGGAUCCUUUCCUGAUCGACCUCUGGAUCGGACUCUCCAAUCUGAAAUGCAAUAAGAUCUCGUGUCAGCUCCAAGAAGGAAGCGUACACAUGAACUGGUCCGACGCCCUGCCGAUAAACUACACCAACUGGGCACCGGGUGAACCCACAAUCAACAGCGAAGUGGGCUCCUGCACGGCGAUCAUCAAAGAUCACUCCGAUGAGUUUGGCAAGUGGAGGUCACACCUAUGCCGUCACGAGCGUCCGUACAUGUGCAAACGGCCAGUGAACACCAUCUGCCCUGCCGGAUGGCACAGUUUUUCCGGAAGCUGCUACUGGCUAGUCAGCAACACCGACCUGCUGACCACCUGGUACGAGGCCUUCGCCACAUGCUCCAAUGAGGGGGCUCACCUGCUCGUCAUCAACAGCCAAGACGAACAAUUCUUCAUUAAUGGGAAACUUCCUGACUUUCACCAAGUGGAUGUUCCCGACAUCUGGAUUGGUUUAUCAGAUAAGGACCAGGAUGGGACAUUCCACUGGGUGGACAAAACCGCCGUUAACUACACAAACUACGGACCCGGUUGGCCCAGAAACACUGCAAACAUCUGGGACUGCGGAAUGAUCUUCACAGGAAAUUAUGAAGGAAAAUGGGAAACCAGCAGCUGCUUCAAGAAGCACGGUUACAUUUGUGAGAUGACGGGAGGUCAAAACCCCAAACCGACUCCAGCGCCGACUUCCCACUGCGACCCCGGCUAUUUGCUGUAUGGUGAUUUUUGCUACCUUUUCGAGGGAGAACUGGUGAAAACGUGGCAGGAUGCAGAGACUUACUGCGUCGCACAACAAGGUCACCUCGUCAGCUUUCACUCGCAGGAAGAGCUCAGCUUCUUGAUUGCCCACAUGCCGGGAAAGGCGUGGGUGGGACUCAAUGAUAUUAAUAUCGAAAGCCAGUUUGUGUACACUGACGGAACAGCUGCAAACCUUCUCCCGUGGGCACCAAACCAGCCGGACAACUGGCAGAACAACGAGGACUGCGUUCACCUGGAAGGCCCGAUGCACGCAGAAGCGGGGAAACUCAAAGACGACUUCUGCACAGCCACCAAUGAAUUCAUCUGCAAAAAAGCCAAGGGCCAGGGGCCUCCUCCCCAGCCGCCAACAUCAGGACCAGGUGGAUCUCACAAACACACAGCGCGUUUAACACCGCUCUCCCUUACACGUACGGUUUGGUUGUCAAGAAGCAUUUUCGUUGCAGGCUGGAAUGAAAAAUGCGGCUCGUGGACGGCGGACCCCUUUAAUGACUUUUGCUACCUGUUCAAUUACCUGUCGGCGAGGACCUGGGCUGAGGCGCGAGCCGACUGCGUCAACCAGGGAGGAGACUUGGUCAGCAUCACCGACCCCUAUGAACAAGCCUUCAUACAAGGUGUGAUUCAGGUGAGCCCAACCGGGAUCUCCCUGUGGAUGGGCGGCCAUGAUUCCAUCACUGAAGGCGGCUGGGAGUGGACAGACGGAUCCCCGUUCAGAUACGUACGCUGGAGUGCAGGUAACCCCGAUAACUACUUUGGCGAAGACUGUCUUUCCAUCAUCAUUAACAACGGCUACUGGAAUGACGAUAACUGUGAGAACAGGAGAGGGUACAUCUGCAAGAGAAGAGGAAGGACACCGGAACCCCCACCCCCUCAUGAUGGCUUCAUGACGGUAAUCGCUUGCCAGGAAACAUCCGUUGUACUUCACUGUCCGCAAGAAAGCGUCAUCAACAUCCAGUCGGCUUUCUACGGACGAAAGAGUGGUGACGUCUGUCCACAUCUGGGAGGGUCAGAUGGGAGCUGCGCGGUGGAAGGCGUCCUCCCGUACUACAGGAAAGUCUGCGACAACCGUCCCUUCUGCUUUGCGUACGCAUACGCCGAGGUGGACCCCUGCCCCUCGGUUUCCAAAUACCUCGAGAUCGUCUACAGCUGCGAACAGAAAGUGUGUCUUCACGGUCUGGGUAUGGAGGACAGGAACAUCACAGACUCCCAACUUUCAGCCUCCUCAUCCAUGAGCAGCUUCACCCCCAACAAAGCCCGCCUGAACGGAAACUCCUGUUGGAAACCAAUCGGAAAUCCCGCCGGCAGCUGGAUCCAGGCAAGUCUUGGCCAGAAAAGAAAGGUGACAGGAAUCGUGAUACAAGGUUGUCCUAACAGUGACCACUGGGUCACGAAGUUUAAGAUGCGGCAUAGUAUCGAUGGACAGUCGUGGACGGACUACACAGCUGACGGGCAGUUUUUGCCCGGAUCAACAGACAGAAACACCGCUGACACUCAGCUCCUCGGCACGCCUGUUUCUGCUCAGUACAUUCGCAUUCUGCCACUGGAGUAUAGCGGUCAAGUCGGCCUUCGCUUUGAGGUCUUGGGAUGCACGCCUGACUAUGCGAUCACCUGCGCCAGCAAGGCUAACUUCGACCUCGGCAAUGAUCAAAUGACCGUCCACUGUCCAGCGGGUUGCGCCAAAUCCAGCUACACCGUCUAUGGAACCGACAUCUAUCGAGCGGAUUCAAACAUCUGUGCAGCCGCUAUCCACGCCGGCGUCGUUCUGAGUGAAAUCGGAGGAGAUUGUACUUUGCUGAAAGCUCAGGGACAGAAUUUUUAUGCUGGCUCAACCAGGAAUGGGAUUACUUCGAGACAAUAUGACGGCGAAUAUCCUCUGUCUUAUACUUUUGCCAAUGGAGAGCUGAGAUGUUCGGGACCCGACUGGUACGAGUUCGGGGAGUUCUGUUACAAACCAUUCGAGGACAAAAAGACAUGGGCCGAUGCUCAGGACACCUGUAGGAGUCUCGGUGCUGAACUCGUGUCCAUCCGCUCCAUGGUGGAGCAGAGCUGGCUGGAAAGUUACCUGUACUUUGCCACCAGUGACAUGUGGACAGGAUUGAAUGACUUAUUAGUUUCCGGCAUGUACGUAUGGUCAGACCACCACAUGGUGACUUUCACCUACUGGGCCCCGGGAGAACCUAACAACCAUCACGGUUUCAAUGACGAUUGUGUGAAGAUGUUACACCAGACUGGCAGAUGGAAUGACGUAUCCUGCACAGAACUCAAUAGGUUCAUGUGUAAAAUGCCCAAGGGGCAUUACCAGCUUCCCUCAGUGAAGCCCACUGUGUACGGCUGCCCGCAGGGCUGGGAGGCUUACGGCUACGGUUGCUACUGGAUGGAAGAGACGGGUCGGAGCUGGUCGGACGCAAAGGCCUUUUGCAAAGAGCAGGAUGCAUUUUUGCUGCACAUUGGAGACAUAUACGAGCAAGCACAUUUUACGGUGGUGCUGUCAGGAAAAACAGGUUUGUGGUGGAUUGGCCUGCGAGCCAAAGGGGGUACCGGCGGAGGGGUGCAGUAUAUCUGGGAGAACGGCUACCCAAUGACCUUCACUCACUGGGACAGAAACCAGCCAGAUAACGGGGAUGGCACAUGCGUGGCCAUGACAACCGGUCAAGUCGGGGGCUUCUGGGAUGACAAGCAGUGCUCAGAGAAAUUUGCCUUUGUCUGUGAGAAACCCCGGCCAGACAUCACCCCGCCCACCGAAGCCCCAAGCCCUCCUCCCGCUCAGGGCUGCGUUGAUAGCUGGACCUCCAAGCCCAAUUUUAGGAAUUGUUACAGGCUCUUCCACAAUGUGGACUGGUCACUGAAGAAGAGCUGGGGGGCUGCGCAUGAAGACUGUGUGGCAAGGGGGGCCAACCUGGUCAGCAUCCACAGUCAGGAGGAGGAGGCCUUCCUGUCCCUUUACAGCAAAGGAAGCAGCAAGUGGAUUGGCCUGAGGAACAACCCCACAGAAGGAGGAUAUUCCUGGAGUGAUGGUUCAGCACUCUCGCACACCCAUUGGGGUCCCGGCGAGCCAAACAACCACGAGGGUCGGGAGGAGUGCGUGGAGAUGGUUAGCAGCACCAACGGCACCUAUUCCUGGUGGAACGAUCUCAACUGCGAUGCCCACCAAGACUGGAUAUGCAUGAUUGCCAAAGGACAGAACCCCAUCCCGCCUCCGGUGCCCCCGUCGCCAGUACCGGCUCCUGAUUGUGGCAGCAACCCCGGCUGGAGGAAGAACAACAACAUGUGCUACUACUACAACGACACGGACAUCGUGGACUUCCACACGGCUAUGCACCGCUGUUGGGUCGAGAAAGCCCGGCUCGUCUCCAUCCUGAACAAGGACGAACAGGCAUAUGUCAACAGCAUGGUGGGAACGGGGCAGAUUUCUGCUGCUUGGAUUGGACUGAGGAUGUUGGGGAUAGCAGAUGGACAAUACGCGUGGCAAGACAAUUCUCCCGUCUCGUACACACAUUGGAGUCCAGGUGAGCCCAACAACGCCAACGGGGAGGAACAGUGUGUUCAGAUGAACAGACAUCAAGGUGGCUGGAACGACGUGAACUGCGGUCGAGCCGCAGCUGGGUACGUGUGCAAGAAGUUUCCCGGAACCGACCACACUCCUCCUCCCCCCACGCAACCCUGGGAGGGCUACUGCCCAGCCGGAUGGAUGCAUUUCAACGAUAAAUGUUUCCUGUUCAAGGGAAAGAAAAACGAUAUUAAGGCCAACUGGACGUACGCACGAAGUUGGUGCAAAGACCAAGGAGGAGAGCUGGCCGUUAUCGACAACCAGUCUGAAAAUGACUUUGUGUCCAGUUACCUGAAAGAUAUGGAGCUUCCCACGUGGAUCGGUUUGUCUGACAUCCUGGUGGAGAAUCAGUACGCCUGGAGCGAUGGCGUGAGCCCAGUCCUCUACACCAACUGGAACGGCAAAGAGCCCAACAACGCGGGGGGGACGGAGCACUGUGUGAGCAUCCCUCACAGCGUACUUGUGAGCGGGAAGUGGAAUGACGAUGCUUGUCAUAAAAAACACAGUUUUGUCUGCUUCAGGAAGAAAUCGAGCAGUAUCGCGCCGCCUCAUCCUACAAGCAGCCCCUGUCCCGCCGGCUACAUAUCCUGGUACCGGAACUGCUACAAGUUGGUGGAGGAGCCGGCGACCUGGGAUGCAGCUCAGAAGGCUUGCGAGCAGCACGGCGCCAACCUGGUUAGCAUCGACAUGAGCUACGACCAGGCCUUUGUCGCCGGGGUGGUCCUGCAGGGAAAAGCUGAUGCCUGGAUCGGACUGAGGCUCAAGGAUGACGGCUCCUUCGCCUGGACAGAUGGCUGGCCAGUAUUCUUCACUCAGUGGGGUCCCGGAGAGCCCGACAACCUAAAAGACGAGGGUUGUGUCAGCAUGCGAGGCUCGCCACUGUUUCACGGCACUUGGAAUGACACCCGGUGUGACCAAGCCAAACCCUACAUCUGCAAGAUCUCCUCCGAGAGACCACCGGUGACUCCCGCCCCCGGCGACGGGAAGUGCUUACCACUCUGGAUUCCGUACGGUCGCUACUGUUACUGGGUCUACAAUGAGCAGAAGGGCUUCUCCUGGCCCGACUCGCGACAUUACUGCCAAGAAGCGAAGACCGAGCUGGCGUCCUUCCACAGUAGGGCGGAGUUGGAGUUUAUCAGGAAUCUCAACCACACCAAAUAUCACAACCUUUGGAUCGGCCUCACCAGGGAUCGCAACUUUGGCUGGGGCUGGACGGACAAGACGCCUGUGGGCUUCCUCAACUGGGCUCCUGGUGAGCCCAAUGCAGCUUUCCACCCGGGCCAAGUGGCCGAGGAGAACUGCGUGGAGAUGUACCCCGACGGACGUUGGAACGACAACGACUGCCUGCAGAAAAGAGGCUUCGUGUGCCGUCACAGACAAUACUACACCACAGACGAUGGCGGAAACCCCGUUUUCCCCACAGAUGGGCCAAAUGUUGACAACAGUGGCGUGAACGUCGGUGUCAUCGCUGCAGUCGUUGUCAUCGUCAUUGUCAGCCUGAUAGCCGGACUCCUCUUCUACGUGUUCAGCGUGCGAGGCUACAAGUUGAGCAGCCUAAGGCAAAGCUUCCCGAAAUGGGCGACCGCGAACGUCGACAUUCCUGCAUUCAUCAACCCCAACUUUGUGGAUGACGUGGACAGAUAACUUUCAUAAUGUGGCAAAUAUUUUUCCACAUUGUGAUGAAAGAGCCAAAACAGAACGCUAAAUGACAGCAGUGAACAAACAACAUCAUCAGCUCACUCACUGAUCAAUUACACUUUUAAGUCAAAGUACCUUUGUUUUGUGAUAUUGUGUGUAAUCGACUGUACAUUAACAAAGCCCCCGAAAAUAAAAUGUAAAUGGCAAAUGGAUUUCCAGUGUUUAUUUUCCUCUGAACACUGAAACAGAAAAACCGACACAUUCCACAAAAUGAGAAAAACAUUCCAAUACAUCCUCAUAAUCAUCAUCUUAAUCGUGAUUACCAGUUGGGCCAGGACGUGUAAAACCAUCGCCAUGUCAAUCGUUAACGUCUGCUACAGUUUGGACGAGGCCAA
This is a messenger RNA of Hippocampus comes (tiger tail seahorse), 7303 nucleotides long. Its product is annotated as macrophage mannose receptor 1. The record is from RefSeq and is a predicted model, not a curated record. NCBI's taxonomy places the organism in Eukaryota, Metazoa, Chordata, Actinopteri, Syngnathiformes, Syngnathidae. Bases 195 to 6914 code for a protein of 2239 amino acids. Gene Ontology annotation, molecular function: carbohydrate binding. The transcript is spliced from 50 exons.